This is a messenger RNA of Polistes dominula (European paper wasp), 1011 nucleotides long. It is a transcript of the gene gfzf, whose product is annotated as GST-containing FLYWCH zinc-finger protein. Gene Ontology annotation, molecular function: glutathione transferase activity. Gene Ontology annotation, biological process: glutathione metabolic process. The record is from RefSeq and is a predicted model, not a curated record. Lineage: Eukaryota; Metazoa; Arthropoda; Insecta; Hymenoptera; Vespidae.
AUAUAUAUAUAACAGGUAUUUAGAAGGAUUACAAGGUUUGCUCUCAAUGAAUAAAACCAAGCGAAAGUUAUCAAACCACAUAUUCUUUGAAGUCCUUGAAUGCAAUGCACAAGUGAAAGGUGUUUCAAUAUAACUUGAUCUGCAUUAAGUACAGGUAUUCAUUAUACUCUUAAAAACUUUCCAUUCUGUUUAAAGAAUAAAAUAAUUAAUCGCAAUGAAAUUGUACUCUGUAUCCGAUGGUCCACCAUCUCUUGCAUGUCGUCAAGCGCUAAAAGCUUUAAACAUUAAAUAUGAAUUGGUUGACGUAGAUUUUGGGAAAGGUGAACAUAUGACUGAAGAAUAUGAAAAGCUUAAUCCUCAAAAAGAAAUACCUGUUUUAGUUGACGAUGAUCUUGUAAUGGGAGAAAGUAAUGCCAUUUUACAAUAUCUCGGUGAUAAAUACGACACUUUUGGUAAAUUAUAUCCAAAGGAUCCACGAGAACGUGCCAUUGUAAAUCAUCGUCUUUGUUUCAAUCUAGCUUAUUAUUAUCGUAAUAUCUCUGAAUAUGUGAUGGCACCAAUAUUUUUCGACUAUGAAAGAACUCCGUUGGGUUUGAAGAAAGUAAAAAUGGCUUUAGAUAUUUUCAAUAAAUAUUUACAAAAUGAAAAUACAAUUUAUGCUGCUGCUAAUUGCUUGACUAUAGCAGAUUUUCCAUUAAUCACUAGUACCAUGUGUUUAGAAGCAAUUUCUUUUAAAUUGGAUCAAUGGCCUUACGUCGAGAAAUGGUACAACAAUUUUAAACAAUCUUAUCCAGAUUUAUGGUCAAUCGCAGAAGGUGGUAUGAAGGAGAUAAGUUAUUUUGAAAAAAAUCCACCUGAUUUAUCCAACAUGGUUCAUCCUAUUCAUCCAAUUCGAAAGAACAUCAAGUAAAUGUUACUAAAAUCUCUCUUUUGCACAAAUGAAUCAAUUAUUUUCAUUUCUUAUUAAUAAAUUAUAUUUAUUAUUGAAUUAUAUAAUUUAAUAUUAUAUAU